AUGGAUAGCGAUCAUUCGGACAAUGAGUCGAACAGUUAUCUGGAGGAUGAUUCCAUCGAUAUGAAUGAUGAGAACCACGGGGGCGAAAAUGGGAAUUUGGACAGACUUCCGUUGAUCCCCACUGACUUCACUGACAUCCACGAAGCUAUUCAGAACUUCUCCGCGGUGUUUGACGCCAGGUAAGCCAUUCUUAUUUUUGUUCUGCAUUGUUUAGGCGGACCCUUUUUCUCUAGUGUAAUGUAGAAUUGGUGAAAUAGAGAAAAAUUUGUUGUUUAAUAUAAGUCUCUGCAGGUACGGCGGGCUUCAUCCUCGUUUCUAUUCGGGAACUCUUCGUGACGCCAUCGAUGAGUCUUUCGGGAUCAGCAGAAGAGCACCGGCCAUAGAAAGGAAACCCUUUGCUCUUUACUUACACAACGACGACGCCGUGGCAGCCAACAUUUUUGCUCAAAAUGUAAGGCUUCUUAAAGCUUAUUAACAAGUUUGCCCAUGUUAUAUAAGAAGUUUUUAUAUUGUGUAAUCUACGGCAUUGGUUUAGAUAAUGAUCUGAAGAUAAGAUAAUAACAAAUAAAGCUCUUCGUAUUUCAGGUUCUGUGUUCUGAAACAGCAUCAGCUAUUCUUGGGUGCCAAUACACUCUUUGGGCGUGGGAUGUGACUCAAGACGAUAAUCGCAAAAAAUUCAAUGAUUGGGUAGCCGAACUUGGCCUAACUGAUGUCGCUGAUGUUCUUCGGAUCCAUCCUAAAGAAGAUUACCCACUGUUGUUACUGAUUACGAAGGAAAGGUCGAAUUAUAGUGUCGCUAAUGUUUGUCAAGGUAAUAAAAUGUUUACUAUUUAUUUAUUUGAUUUUUAGGAUUUGACAAUGCCACUGAUUGUGUAGAGAAGAUUAUGCAGGCUUUGGAUCAAUACCAAGCAAUCAAAAAUAAGGAAGAAGUGGAAGAGAGAGGUCGGUUGGAAAGAGAGCAGAUCCGGCAAGAACAAGUUACGGCUUAUGAGGAGUCAAAGGCGAUUGACAAGGCUCGACAGCAAGAGCAGGAAAGGAAAAAGCAGGAAGAAAUGUAAGAGACAAUUCAACUUGAAAAUAAUUUAUUAAUAAUUUUACUACGCAUGACAAAAAAUAUUUUAGAGCCGAGCAACAACGAUUCUAUGAAGAAGAGGAGAGGAAGCUGCAAAAAAUGGCACAACUCUCCUCUUCUUUACCGGCCGAACCCUCAGGCAAUGACUGUAUCACGAUUCGUUUCCGUUUUCCCUCGGGCGAACAGAAAAUACGACGAUUUAACAAGGACGACAAGCUCAAGUGGCUGUCGACGUAUGUGGAAUCUCUGGGAUAUGACAUGGAGACUCAUCGAAUCUGGAAUUCCGACUUCCCCAAGAAGGAAAUCUCCAGUUUCGAUGCGACCAAAACCUUUGCCGAACUCAAAUGGCCUCUGAGAGAACAAGUUACUGUCGAGGAGAAGUGA
Molecule: messenger RNA, 1456 nt
Organism: Bursaphelenchus xylophilus (pine wood nematode)
Lineage: Eukaryota; Metazoa; Nematoda; Chromadorea; Rhabditida; Aphelenchoididae
Source: the annotation of a GenBank genome assembly